This is a messenger RNA of Strigops habroptila (Kakapo), 30495 nucleotides long. It is a transcript of the gene OBSCN, whose product is annotated as obscurin, cytoskeletal calmodulin and titin-interacting RhoGEF. The transcript has 122 exons. The record is from RefSeq and is a predicted model, not a curated record. NCBI's taxonomy places the organism in Eukaryota, Metazoa, Chordata, Aves, Psittaciformes, Psittacidae. Gene Ontology annotation, molecular function: ATP binding; protein kinase activity; protein binding. Gene Ontology annotation, biological process: protein phosphorylation.
CUUUUCCUUACCCUGCCCAGAGCUUUGUUUCUCCUCAGGCUCACACAAGACUCCAGGAAGGAAACCAGGAUGGAUUACAGCUCAUUCAGUGGAGUUCCCCGAUUCUUGACCCGGCCUAAGGCGUUUAUAGUGUCUGUGGGGAAGGAUGCCACCUUGAGCUGCCAGAUCAUUGGAAACCCCAUCCCAGCUGUGAGCUGGGAAAAGGAUAAACUUCCAGUUCAGUCUGGGGGAAGGUUUAAAACCACAGAAGAUGGGGAUCUGUAUCAGCUAACCAUCUAUGAUCUGAGCCUGGAGGACAGUGGCCAAUACAUCUGCCGGGCCAAAAACACCAUCGGUGAAGCUUUUGCAGCUGUCAGCAUCAAAGUUGGAGAAGAGACCACAGUAACGGAGUCAGCCCCAUACUUCAUCCAGAAACCCUCCUCCAUCAAAGUAACGCUGGGAGAAGACGCCAUGUUCAAAUGUAAAAUCCAGGGCAGUCCUCCCCUCUACGUGAACUGGGAGAAGGAUGGGAAACACGUGCGGAACCGGGCUGAUGCUGGGCGCUUCCAGAUUGAGUCUGCUGGGGAGUCAAACGCUCUUACUAUCCAAUGUGCCCGGCUGGGGGACAGCGGCACUUAUACCUGCAGGGCAGAGAAUCCCAUCGGCUCUGCCAGCGCAUCAGCCGCGCUGGUGGUGGAAAAGCAGGGCUCUUCCAACCCAGGCAGCAGCAGCCACUUUGAUACCAGCUGCGGCAAGACGACAUCCUUGUUGUCUCACUUGCAAAAGAGGCGGGAGGAGAUCAGGAAGAUGGACACCUCCCACGGGACUCUUGAUUCAGUGUCUGCUCAGUCUUACUCCAUGACAGAAGGGUUGUCUAGCAUUGGCUACAGCCUCUCCCGGGAUUACGAGAGGGCGGCUGGACUCACCGCCAAAGGGGCCCGCAAUGCGCCUUUUGGGUCGCUGACACGCGUGUGCAGUGUGACGGAGGGCAAGCACGCCAAGCUGAGCUGCUACGUGACAGGUGAACCCAAGCCAGAGAUUGUGUGGAAGAAGGACAAUGAGGUCAUUUUGGAAGGGCGGCGGCAUGUCAUCUAUGAGGAUGAUCAGGAGAGCUUUGUGCUGAAGAUCCUCUUCUGCAAGCAGGUAGACAAUGGGCUGUACACCUGCACAGCAUCCAACCUGGCAGGCCAGACAUACAGCUCUGUGCUUGUCACCGUCAAAGAACCCUCGCUACCUUUCAAGGAAAAACUGAAGGAUCUUGAAGUGAGGGAGAAGGAAUCUGCCACCUUCCAAUGUGAAGUGCCUGUUCCUAGUACAGAGACAUCUUGGUUCAAGGAAGAAACCAAACUCCAGCAGAGCAAGAAAUACAACAUUGAAGAAGAGGGCACGUAUCGCCGUCUCACUGUCCAGGACAUCACCGCAGACGAUGAUGCUGUUUACAUCUGUGAGAUGAAAGAAGGGAGCAGGACUAUCGCGGAGUUGUCUGUCCAAGGGAACAUCAUUAAGAAACUUCCACGAAAGACUGCGGUCUUCAUAAAUGAUACAGCCAUCUUCUGUGUGGAGCUGGACAAUGACUGCCAGAACAUCCGAUGGCUGAAAAAUAAAGAAGAAGUGAAGUCCAGUGAUCGAAUCUCUAUCACACGCUCUGGCAAGCAACAUGCCAUGAUCAUUCGAGAGUGUAAGAUGGAAGAUGCUGGUGAAAUUGCCUUCCUGGCUGAUGAAAGCAGGACUACUACCCAGUUCACCGUGACCACUCCCAAAAAACCUCCCACCCAACCCCCAGCUGACCCUGUGGUGAAAAAUAAAACAGAAACCUCAGUGACACUAGCAUGGUCCCCUCCAAAGAUGGACAGACCCAUUCCAGUCGACGGCUACAUCGUGGAAUGCAAGAAACUAAGUGGCUUAACCUGGGUGACGUGCCAUGAGUCUCAUGUCACUGGCUCAGAGUAUACUGUGAGCAACCUGUUGGAAGAGGCUGACUAUCAGUUCAGAGUGUCUGCAGUCAAUGCCUAUGGACAGGGCCCCUGCCUGGAGUUCCCGGGGAGCAUGCACCUUGAACCAGUCCCAGCUGUGAAAACACCCUUGACAACUGUUGAAGCUGUACCUGGAGGAGAUGCCGUGUUUACUCUUGACCUUACAACGAUAUGUUCCGGCACUUGGUAUCUUAGUGGCAAAGUCUUACAGGAAAGUGAGACCUAUGUCAUUAAGAGAACCCAAACUACUCACACCCUAAUCAUAAAAAAUGUUACCAAGAAUGACGAUGGAGCAGAAGUGAAAUUUGUUGCCAAUAACAUUGACACCGGCACUAAGAUGAGAGUGAAAGGGGCUGCAGUGAGAUUUACCAACAAGAGCAGAGAUGUAGAAAAGGUCUCUGCUCGGCUGCGGGAGGAAGCCAAACUUCAGGCUGAGCUUUCAGAUGCAGACGCUACUGUGAAGUGGAUGAAGGACGGCAAAGAGCUUAAGGCCAGUGAAAAAUAUGAACUCCAAACUGUGGGGAAGAGGCACAUCCUGAAAAUUUGCAACACUGCAGCAGAGGAUGCUGGAGUUUACGAGUGUAUCUGUGAAGGGGAUAAAAUGCUCUAUCGGCUUUCAGUGGAAGCACUUGCAAACUUCAUAAACAAAGAGAAAAGUGGAGGAGUUAUCAGAGCCAUCAUUGGAAAACAGGCUGAAUUUGUUUCUGAGACCUCUGAGGCCAACGUCAUGGUUAAGUGGUACAAAAAUGGCAAAGAAAUCGCAGCCAGCAAGAAAUUCACCAUGGAAGAUAAAGGAAAACUGCAUAAGCUUGUGGCAUCUGCUGUGACGAAAGAAGAUGAAGGAACAUACACAUGCAAAAUUGGAGAUGACACUCUUACUUUUGAUUUAAAAGUCUCAGAUGAAGUUGUUAAUUUUGUCAACAAGCCCAAAACAAGGCCAGAAAUAUCAGUCAAUUCUUUUGACAACCUUGAGCUGGUGUGUGAGGUGUCUGCUGCAAGCGGAGCCGUGGUAUGGAAGAAGGAUCAAAGGGAGGUGAAGCAGGACCAGAGGACAGCAAUCGUCUCCCAGGGGACACACCACAAGCUCAUCAUCAAGAAGGUGACACAGCAAGACCAAGGGAGCUACACCUGUGAAACGAAGGAUGACAAAAUAACAUUCCAAGUCAAAGUCAGAGAGACAGAAGACGUGUUUACAAACAAAGACAAACUGAAGAAAGAGGUGAAAGCUGCACUAUCAGAAAACGCCACGCUGAGCUGUGAGGUGGCCCAGGAGAAAACUGAUGUGAAAUGGUACAAGGAGGGCAAACUGAUCACCUCCAGCAAGAAGUUCAAGGUGGAGUCAGAGGGCAAAUCUCGUCGCCUGGUGGUGGGUCAGCUGGAGAAGAAAGAUGCUGGGGAGUACACCUGUGAGGCUGCUGGCCAGAAACUGACCUUCAAGAUCACUGUCACAGAAGCAGAGGAUGCGUUUAUCAACAAAGAGAAACUGAAGAAAGAUGUGAAAGCUGCACUAUCAGAAAAUGCCACGCUGAGCUGUGAGGUGGCCCAGGAGAAAACUGAUGUGAAAUGGUACAAGGAGGGCAAACUGAUCACCUCCAGCAAGAAGUUCAAGGUGGAGUCAGAGGGCAAAUCUCGUCGCCUGGUGGUGGGUCAGCUGGAGAAGAAAGAUGCUGGGGAGUACACCUGUGAGGCUGCUGGCCAGAAACUGACCUUCAAGAUCAAUGUCACAGAGCCAGAAGUUGUAUUUACAAACAAAGAGAAGGUGCAGAAAGAGGUGAAAGCUGCACUAUCAGAAAAUGCCACGCUGAGCUGUGAGGUGGCCCAGGAGAAGACUGAUGUGAAAUGGUACAAGGAGGGCAAACUGAUCAGCUCCAGCAAGAAGUUCAAGGUGGAGUCAGAGGGCAAAUCUCGUCGCCUGGUGGUGGGUCAGCUGGAGAAGAAAGAUGCUGGGGAGUACACCUGUGAGGCUGCUGGCCAGAAACUGACCUUCAAGAUCGAUGUCACAGAACCUUAUCUCUUGGGGCAUUGAUUCAUUUUUCUUCAGAAAUGAUGAUGCAUUGCUCUCAGACUGUAUCAAGGGCCGUGUCCAAUAUGAGUGUAUCUUAGCUGUGAGUGGAACCAUUCCAAAAUGACAGAGCUGUGAGAAGGUCUUAUAAUCAGGAUUUUGCAUUUGACUGUGAGCUUUUUGGACAACAUGAACACACCUGUGAUUUUUAAAUUUCUUCUCCCACCCACAGAAGCAGAGGAUGCGUUUAUCAACAAAGAGAAACUGAAGAAAGAGGUGAAAGCUGCACUAUCAGAAAAUGCCACGCUGAGCUGUGAGGUGGCCCAGGAGAAAACUGAUGUGAAAUGGUACAAGGAGGGCAAACUGAUCACCUCCAGCAAGAAGUUCAAGGUGGAGUCAGAGGGCAAAUCUCGUCGCCUGGUGGUGGGUCAGCUGGAGAAGAAAGAUGCUGGGGAGUACACCUGUGAGGCUGCUGGCCAGAAACUGACCUUCAAGAUCAAUGUCACAGAGCCAGAAGUUGUAUUUACAAACAAAGAGAAGGUGCAGAAAGAGGUGAAAGCUGCACUAUCAGAAAAUGCCACGCUGAGCUGUGAGGUGGCCCAGGAGAAGACUGAUGUGAAAUGGUACAAGGAGGGCAAACUGAUCAGCUCCAGCAAGAAGUUCAAGGUGGAGUCAGAGGGCAAAUCUCGUCGCCUGGUGGUGGGUCAGCUGGAGAAGAAAGAUGCUGGGGAGUACACCUGUGAGGCUGCUGGCCAGAAACUGACCUUCAAGAUCAAUGUCACAGAAGCAGAAGAUGCAUUUGUCAACAAGGAGAAGGUGCAGAAAGAGGUGAAAGCUGCACUAUCAGAAAAUGCCACGCUGAGCUGUGAGGUGGCCCAGGAGAAGACUGAUGUGAAAUGGUACAAGGAGGGCAAACUGAUCAGCUCCAGCAAGAAGUUCAAGGUGGAGUCAGAGGGCAAAUCUCGUCGCCUGGUGGUGGGUCAGCUGGAGAAGAAAGAUGCUGGGGAGUACACCUGUGAGGCUGCUGGCCAGAAACUGACCUUCAAGAUCGAUGUCACAGAAGCAGAGGAUGCGUUUAUCAACAAAGAGAAACUGAAGAAAGAGGUGAAAGCUGCACUAUCAGAAAAUGCCACGCUGAGCUGUGAGGUGGCCCAGGAGAAAACUGAUGUGAAAUGGUACAAGGAGGGCAAACUGAUCACCUCCAGCAAGAAGUUCAAGGUGGAGUCAGAGGGCAAAUCUCGUCGCCUGGUGGUGGGUCAGCUGGAGAAGAAAGAUGCUGGGGAGUACACCUGUGAGGCUGCUGGCCAGAAACUGACCUUCAAGAUCAAUGUCACAGAGCCAGAAGUUGUAUUUACAAACAAAGAGAAGGUGCAGAAAGAGGUGAAAGCUGCACUAUCAGAAAAUGCCACGCUGAGCUGUGAGGUGGCCCAGGAGAAGACUGAUGUGAAAUGGUACAAGGAGGGCAAACUGAUCAGCUCCAGCAAGAAGUUCAAGGUGGAGUCAGAGGGCAAAUCUCGUCGCCUGGUGGUGGGUCAGCUGGAGAAGAAAGAUGCUGGGGAGUACACCUGUGAGGCUGCUGGCCAGAAACUGACCUUCAAGAUCGAUGUCACAGAGCCCAAACCUGCAUUUAUAAACCAGGAACAAGUCCAAAAGGAGGUAAACGCUGUCCUGACAGAAAGUGCCACCCUCAGCUGUGAGGUAGCACAGGAUGCAACCGAAGUGAAAUGGUUUAAGGAUGGAAAACUGCUCAUUACCUCCAGAAAAUUCAAAAUAGAAUCUGUGGGCAAAACCCGACGCCUUGUCAUAGGGCAGCUGGAGAAGAAAGAUGCUGGAGAAUAUAUCUGUGAGGCUGCAGGCCAGAAGCUGACUUUCAAGUUGAAACCAACUGAACCAGAGGCUAAAUUUGAAAAUAAAGUCAUCCAGAAAGAGCCUCUCAUUGUUCAAGAAUAUGAAAAUAUCACACUGACUACUUCAGUAACUCCUGAAACUACUGCGGUAAGGUGGUUCAAGGAUGGAACAGAAAUCAAGGCGAGCAAGAAAUAUGAGAUCAAGAGUGAGGGGGCAUCCAGGACCCUGACAGUGAACCUGGCUGAGAGCACAGACAGUGCCGUGUACACAUGUCAGACAAAGAGUGACAAGCAAGAAUUCAAAGUACAGGUGAAAGAAAUCCCAGUGAAGUUUGUCAAAAAGCUUGAAGCUGUUAAUGCAGAGAUUGGAGGCAGCAUCUCUUUGACCUGUGAUGUGAGCCAUGCCAAAGGGAAGGUGGUGUGGCGCAGGAACAAAGUAGAGAUCAAGCCCAGCAAGCAUUUCCAGAUUCAUGAGGAGGGGGUCAAGCGAACCCUGACAAUAACAGGGAUCCGGGCUGAGGAUGAGGGAGAAUACUCAUGCGAGUCCAGAGAUGACAAGAGCACCAUUACCAUCACCCCCAAAGCUCCCAGAGUGGUGAAAUUUGUUACCAGUCUCAUCAGUGUGGUCUCUGAGGAAGGAAAAGAAGCUGUAUUCAAGUGCACUGUCUCUCCCAGUGAUGCCAUGGUCAUUUGGAUCAGGAACGGUGUCAAGAUUGAAGCCAGCAAGAAGUAUGUGAUCUCACAGAAGGACGCCAACCACAGCCUCACCAUCACUGACCUGACACUGGAAGAUGCAGCUGAAAUCUCUGCUAAUGCUGAGGGUGUAGAAAGCACAGCCAAUCUCAGAGUCCGAGAGGCCCCGAUCUCAUUCAAGAAGAAACUGGAGCCCAAAACAGUUGAAGAGAAGGACACAGUGACCUUGGAGGUAGAGCUGACCAAACCUGCAGAGGUGAAGUGGAUGAGGAACAACAUCGUAUUGAAGCCUAGUGAAAAAAUAGAGAUCAAAGCUGAGGGAACAAAACAUAUCUUGGUAGUUAAGGACAUCUCCUUUGCAGACCGGGGCUUCUACUGCUGUGAGAGUCCUGAUGACAAGACCCAAGCUAAGAUCAAUGUGGAAAUGAGGCAGAUCAAGCUGGUGAAAGGUCUUCAGCACUUGGAAGUCUCUGAGAAAGGGACUGUGACCUUUGAGGUGGAAGUGUCACAUGAGGAUGUGGAAGGGACCUGGCAGAAGGAUGGUGUUCGGUUGAACCCUGCACUGAAUAUCAGUAUUGGUGUCCUGGGGAAGAAACAUUCACUGACUCUUUCUUCGGUGACCCUUGAAGAUGCAGGACUCAUCUCCUUCAAAGCAGAAGGCAUUUUUUCAUCAGGGAGGCUCACUGUGUCAGAAUUGCCUGCGAGAAUCAGCAAACCUUUGGUAGACAUCAGUGUAACUCAUAAGGACAAAGUCACAUUUGAGUGUGAGCUGUCCAAGCCCAACGGAGAUGUUAAGUGGUUCAAGGAUGGGAAGGAGCUCCGACAAAGUAAAAAAGUGGGGAUUAUUUCCCAGGGAACUAAGAGAAGCCUUAUUAUUCACAAGUGUGAAUAUGAAGACCAGGGAACCUAUAUGUGUGAAGUAGCUGAAGAGAAGACAUCUGCUACACUAAAGGUUCAUGCCCGAAAUAUCAAGAUUGUUAAACCACUGGAAGAUGUGGAAGUGAAUGAAUUCGAGAGCGCAUCUUUCGUCUGUGAGAUUUCACAUGAUGAGGUCCAAACCCAAUGGUACAAAAAUGACAACAAGCUGAAGGCUGCUGACAAUAUUAGAAUGCGUCAGGAUGGAAAGACUUACUCACUGACUUACACAUGCGUCCAAGUCAAAGAUGCAGCAGAAAUCAAAUUUGUAGCAGAAAAGGCAGAAUCUCGUGCUCAGCUUACAGUAAAAGAGUUGCCUGUAAAAAUUGUGAAGCCUUUGAGAGAUAAGAUUGUUCUUGAAAAACAUCGGGGAUUCCUGGAGUGCCAGGUGUCUCGUGCCAAUGCUAAAGUUCGAUGGUACAAAAAGGACGUUGAAAUUCACCCUAGUGACAAAUACGAAAUUGUGAGCAAUGAUGUCUAUCGGAAACUCAUCAUCAACAAUGCAGAUUAUGAAGAUGAGGACAUAUACACUUGUGAUGCCUUUGAUGACAAAAGCAGUGCUAAUUUCUUUGUUGAAGAGCAAGCCAUUAAUAUUGUAAAGGAGUUGUGUGAUGAGGAUGUGACUGAGCCUGAAGAAGCCAAGUUUGAAUGCGAGAUAUCCAUUCCAUCUGUGAAACCCCCUAAAUGGUCUCUGCGUGGAGAAGUUUUACAGUCAGGCAGAAACAUUAUCAUGCAUCAAGGAGGCACCAUCCACAAGCUGACAAUACUGAAAACAAGUACUGAUAUGACAGGUGUCAUUCAGUUCUCCAUUGGAAAAUCAAAAUCUACAGCAAACCUGCUUGUCAGAGAUUACCACAUCCAGAUCACUAGGAAGAUGGAGGACAAGACAGCUCUGGAGCGCCAUUCAGUUAUCCUGUCUUGCGACUUCAGGCCUUCUCCAAAGGUUGUGAAAUGGUUCAAGGGCCACGAGCCCAUCGAGCCCUCUGAGAAGUACAAAAUCAAGCGGGAGGAAUAUUCAGCAGAGCUCAGGAUUUUGAAGGUGAAGCCUGAAGAUGCUGGUGUGUACAAGUGCAGGGCUGGAAGUGCAGAGACUGAAGCCACACUCACUGUUGAAGCCCGCAAUGUAGAAGUACGCAAACACUUGCAGGACGUGGAAAUUGAAGAAGAGAGCUCCGCUGUCUUCUCCUGUGAGCUCUCCCAUGAUGAUGAGGAUGUGGAAUGGUUCCUCAACGGCACCCUCCUUUACACCAAUAAUUUCAAUGACAUCAAGAACAUUGGCAAUUGCUACAUGCUGACAAUGAAGCAGGUCAAGCCUGAGGAUGCUGGCACAGUGACAAUGAAGUCAGACAAAGUGACAGAGAGCGUGCAUCUGAAGGUGAUAGAGAAGCCUGCUGUCUUCAUGAAGUCAUUGGACGAUGUUUUUGGUGAAGAGCGAGGCAUGAUUAAACUGGAAUGUGAAGUCUCUAAAGAGAAGGUCAAACCUGUUUGGAAGAAGGAUGGUGUGAAGCUCACCUCUGAUAACAAGUAUGAGCAGAUACAGUCUGGGAAGACCCUGUGCCUCCUUAUCCAUGACCUUGAAAAGACAGACGCAGGUUUAUACACCUGUGAUAUUGGCACUGAUGUUGCCAAGUCAAAGGUCAGCGUUCAGGAACUGAACAUUGGCAUCACCAAACGGCUGAAGAACACUGAAAUCCAGGAGGGAGAAGAUUGCACUUUUGAAUGUGUUCUGUCCCAUGAAAGCAUUGAUGACUUCAACUGGACACUGAAUGGGAACAAAGUGGAAAGUGAAGGGCGAUUUAAAGCUUCUAACAUGGGUCGAAAAUACACACUCAGUAUCAAAAGUGUGAUUCUUGAUGAUGCAGGGGAAGUCAUUUUUACUGCCCGUGGUCUAACCUCCAAGGCUUCUCUGGUUGUGAAAGAAAAACCCACUGAGGUUACAAAGCAGCUGGAGGAUAGAACAGCAGCAGAAGGGCAGGACAUCAGCCUGAGCUGUGAAUUGUCAAAACCUGAUGUGAACAUCAGGUGGUACAAGGAUGGCAAAGCAAUCCGAAAAAGUCAGAAAUAUGACUUGCACCAAGAAGGAACACGGGCUGUUCUGAUCAUCCAUGACUCCAUGGUCAAGGACAGUGGGGAGUACACUUGUGAGACAGAGGUCUCUAAAACGAAAGCCAGGAUCACAGUGCAAGAAAAACCCAAUUAUUUUGUCAAAGAACUUUCAGAUCUGAAAGUCGAUGAAAGUGGAACUGCAGUCUUUGUGUGCCAGAGUGAGAAAGCUGCAUCCUCUGUGGUCUGGAGGAAAGGCAUGGCUGAACUCAGGGCUGGCAGGAAAUAUGAGAUCACACAGAAAGCACAAGUCCUCCAGUUGACCAUAAAAAACUUGGAGAAAAGUGACAGUGACACUUACACCUGCGACAUUGGAGAUGCCCAGUCCAGGGCCAAGCUAGUCGUGCAAGGCCAGAAAGUGCUAAUAACAGAAGACCUGGAAGAUGUCACUGUGUUAGAAGGAGAAUCUGCCAUGUUCAAAUGCAGAAUCUCUCCUGUAGACUAUAGCAAAGUGCAGUGGUUUUUGGAUAAAACCCCGCUCCAUACCAAUGAACUUAAUGACAUCCAGUCUCAGCCUGGUGGAUAUCACUUGCUAACGUUGAAAAAACUCUCACUGAAGGACUCGGGGGUCAUUACAUUUGAAGCUGGUGAUAAGAAAACAUCUGCCAGUUUGGUUGUUAAAGAGAAGCCCUGCAUCUUCACAAAGGAGCUGGUUGAUACUGAAGUCACUGAGGGAGAGGAUGUGAUCCUUCACUGUGAAACCUCCAAAUCAGACAGCCCUGUAAAGUGGUGCAAAGAUGGGAAAAGCCUUAGGAAUUCUUCCAAGUAUAACAUCAGUCGGUUGGGAUUUGAAGCCAAGCUUGUCAUUCACAGGGCAGAAGAAAGAGACAGUGGCAGAUAUGAGUGUGAGGCUGGAGCAGCUAAAAGUAGCGCGAUUAUUACUGUCAAGGAAAUACCAGUUCUUUUCAAACAAGAGCUCCAAAAUGAAGAAGCUAAAGAAGGAAAACAAGUCAGGCUGACCUGUGAGCUCAGCAAACCUGAUACUCCAGUGAAAUGGAUGAAAGGAGACACCGUUCUCUGUGCCAGUGAGAAGUAUGAAUUUAAGCAGCAUGGUACUGUGGCAGAGCUCAUUAUUCGAGAUGUCAAAUCGAUAGAUUCUGGAGACUACACCUGUAGCACGGGGGAACAGAAGACCACUGCUCGGGUGAAAGUAAAUGCUGUGCCUGUCCUUUUCAAACAAGCUUUGGAGAACACAGAAAUGGAAGCAGGAAAAUCUGUCUCCUUACGUUGUGAACUCACAAAAGCUGAUGCCACUGUGCUGUGGAAGAAGGGAGAAGCCACGCUCCAGGCAAGUGCCAAAUAUGAAAUGAAGCAGAAGGGGAUGGUGGCAGAGCUGGUGAUUCAUAAUGCAGAGCCAGAAGAUGCGGGAAGAUACACCUGCGACACAGGAGACCAGCAGACCACAGCCCAAGUCAAAGUCCAUGCUGUCUCCGUCCUGGUCAAAGAAGAGCUGAAGAAUGUAGAAGCUGUGGAAGGUGGGACAGCCACCCUGCGAUGCCAGCUGAGCAGAGAGGCCCCUGUGGAGUGGAGGAAGGGGCACACUCUUCUCCGGCCAAGUAACAAGUACAAGAUGAGGCAGGAGGGCACAGUGGCUGAGCUGCUGAUCCAUGAUCUGGACCUAAAGGAUGCUGGAGACUAUACAUGUGUAGUGGGGAACCAAAAAACCACAGCAGCUUUGUCAGUGAAUGCCCUGCCAGUCCGUUUCAAGAAAGAGCUGAAGAAUGAGGAAGCCACCGAGAGUGGGACGGCCACGCUGCAGUGCGAACUAAGCCAGGCAGUGGGCUCGGUCGAGUGGAGGAAGGAAGGGAAGGUGCUGAUGCCAGAUAGCAAAUACAAAAUGAGACGGGAAGGGCGUUUUGUUGAGCUGGUUAUCCAAGACCUAGACUUGAUGGAUGCUGGGAGCUAUACCUGCGUGUGUGGAGACCAGAAGACAACAGCUGCUUUGAGAGUGAAUGCCUUGCCUAUCCUCUUCCAAGAAGAAAUGUUGAACAAGGAAGCUACAGAGGGCGAGGCAGUCACUUUGCACUGUAAACUGAGCAAAUCAGCCCCGGUUGAGUGGAGAAAGGGGAAUAUGGUCCUCAAACCAAGUGAAAAAUAUAAAAUAGAGCAGGAAGGUCCCUUUGUGGAGCUGAUGAUCCGGGAUUUGGAUUUGGCAGACGCUGGUGAUUACAGCUGUGUGUGCGGAGAUCAACAGACUACAGCUGCUUUGGUGGUUAAUGUUCUGCCUGCUCUUUUCACCAAAGAACUGACAGAUGAAGAAGCCACAGAAGGUAAAACUGUCUCUCUGCACUGUGAGCUGAACAAGGCGGCUGCUAAUGUGGAGUGGAAGAAGGGACUCAAGACCCUCAAAUCAAGUGACAAAUACAAAAUGAAACGUGAAGGUGUUGUUGCUGAGCUUAUAAUCAAAAAUCUAGACACAACGGAUGCUGGAAAUUAUUCCUGUGUGUGCGGAGACCAGCAGACUAUGGCAGUUUUAACAGUACAUGCUUUGCCUGCAUUUUUUAAAGAAGGAUUGAAGAACAGAGAAGCCACAGAUGGUGCAACAGCCACUCUGCACUGUGAGCUGAGCAAGGUCGGUGUCCCAGUGGAGUGGAAAAAAGGGGACAAAACACUCAAACCAGGUGAUAAGUAUAGGAUGAGACAAGAAGAUACUGCUGCAGAGCUGUUGAUCCGAGAUCUGGAGGUGGAAGAUACAGGAGAAUAUACCUGCAUGUGUGGAGAUCAGAAGACCUCAGCUGUCUUGACAGUCCAUGCUUUGCCUGCACUGUUCAAAAAAGAACUUGUCAAUAUAGAAGCCACAGAAAACAAGACAGCUGUUCUACAGUGUGAGCUAACUAAAUCCACUCCAGUGGAGUGGAGGAAAGGGCUAAAGGUCCUCAAGCCCAGUGAGAAGUACAAAAUGAGACUGAAGGAUACCAUGGCUGAGCUGACAAUCCAUAGCCUGGAGGAACAAGAUGCGGGAGAUUACACAUGUGUAUGCGGAGACAAGACGACUACUGCGUCCCUGACAGUGCAUGCCCUUCCUCCACAUUUUAAAAAAGAGUUGAAGAACAUGGAAGCCACAGAAAAUGGCACAGCCACUUUCUGCUGUGAACUGAGCAAGCCCAUAGCUGCCGUGGAAUGGAGGAAAGGAGACAGAGCCCUGGAGACAAAUGACAAGUUCACCACGAAAUGCGAGGGCACAGUUGCUGAGCUGGUGAUCCAUGAUCUAGAUCUGACAGAUGCUGGAGAUUACACAUGCUGUUAUGGAGAUCAGAAAACCACUGCUGCACUAAAAGUGAAUGCCUUGCCUGCACACUUCAAGACAGAGAUGAAGGAUGAAGAAGCCACAGAAGGUGGAACAGCCACUCUACAAUGUGAGCUAUCUAGAGCUGCCUCUGUGGAGUGGAAAAAGAAGGACAAAGUGCUCAAAUCGAGUGAAAAGUAUACUAUGAGGCAGGAAGGUACUACAGCACAGCUGCUGAUCCAUGCUUUAGAAGUCAAGGAUGCUGGGGAAUAUACCUGUGUGUGUGGAGAUAAGAAGACUACUGCAGCACUGACAGUGCAUGCCCUCCCUGCUCUCUUCAAAGAAGAGUUAAGAAAUGAGGAAGCCAUGGAGGGUAAAAUAGUCACUCUGCGCUGUGAGCUGACCAAGACUGCUUCAGUGGAGUGGAAAAGGGGGGACACAGUACUCAAACCUAGUGAGAAGUACAAAAUGAGGCAGAAGGAUGUCACUGCAGAACUGGUGAUCCAUAAUCUAAAUGAGAGUGAUGCUGGUGAUUAUACCUGCAUGUGUGGGGAUGUGCAGUCCACAGCUUCCUUAUCAGUACACGUGCUGCCUGCACGCAUCAAGGAGAGCCUGAAGGAUGAGGAGGUAACAGAAGGUCAAGCAGUCACUCUUUGCUGUGAGCUGACCAAGGUUGCUCAAGUGGAGUGGCGAAAGGGAAGUAGUUUGCUGGAAGUCAGCGACAAAUACAAAAUGAGGCAAGAGGGCACAGUCAUGAAGCUGCUUAUCAAUGAUGUAGAAAUGAAAGAUGCUGGAAAAUACACUUGUGUGUGUGGAGAACAGGAGACUACAGCUGCCUUGAUAGUGCAUGCCCUGCCUGCACUUUUCAAAGAAGAACUGAAGGACCUGCAAGCCAUGGAAAGGCAAACAGCCACUCUGUGCUGUAAGUUGACCAAGGCUGCAGAUGUCCAAUGGAAGAAAGGAAACAAAAUAAUCAGAGCAAGUGAAAAAUACAUCAUGCGGCAGGAUAAUGCCCUUGCUGAGCUGGAAAUUCGUGAUCUGGAGCUGCAGGAUGCAGGAGAUUAUACCUGUGUGUGUGGAGACCAACACACCACAGCUUCUCUGACAGUGAAUGCCCUGCCAGCACUUUUCAAGGAAGAGCUGAAGAAUGAAGAAGUCCAAGAAGGAACAUCAGUCUCUCUGCAUUGUGAAUUAACCAAAGCAGUUCCAGUGCAGUGGAAAAUAGGGUCCAAAGUGCUCAAAGCAAGUGACAAAUUUCAAAUGAGACAGUCUGGCACUACUGCAGAGCUGGUCAUUCAUGAUCUAGAAGUAGAAGAUGCUGGAGAUUAUACCUGUGUCUGUGGUGACCAGAAGACAACAGCAACCUUAACAGUUCAUGCUCUGCCACCACUCUUUAAGGAAGAGCUAAAGGACAAGGAAGCAGAAGAAGGUGGAGAAGCUGCCCUGCACUGCGAGCUUACAAAGGCUGCUCCGGUGGAGUGGCGGAAGGACCAGAGGAUUCUCAAAGCGAGUGGGAAAUUCAAAAUGAGGCAGGAAGGGACAAAGGCAGAACUGGUGAUUCAUGAACUAGCUGAGGAGGAUGCAGGAGACUACACCUGUGUGUGCGGAGACCAGCAGACUACAGCUGUCUUAACAGUACAGGCUGUGCCUCCAUUUUUCCAAGAAGAACUGACCAGCAAGGAAGCAGUAGAAGGUGGAAUGGCCACUUUGCAGUGUGAGCUCAGCAAGACAUCUGCCCUUGUUCAGUGGAAGAAGGGCCAUCGCAUCCUCACCUCGGACAACAAGUACAGCAUGAGACAGGAAGGCUGUGUUGUGAAGCUGGUAGUUCACAAUUUAGACUUGAAUGAUACUGGAGAUUAUACCUGUGUGUGGGGAGACAAGACCACCACAGCUGCCUUAACAGUGCAUGCACUGCCUCCAGAAUUCAAAAAAGACCUGAAGGACCUAGAAGCUGUAGAAAGUGGGACGGCUGCUCUGCUCUGUGAGCUGACUAAACCUGCUGUGGUGGAGUGGAAGAAAGGGCAGGAGGUGCUCAAAGCAAGCAGGAAAUAUAAAAUGAGUCAAGAUGGUGCUGUUACAAAGCUGAUUAUCCAUGAGCUGGAUGUGAAGGACACUGGAGAUUACACUUGUGUGUGUGGGGAUCAGCAGACAACUGCCACUCUGACAGUCAAUGCCCUACCAGCACUUUUUAAACAAGAGCUUCAGAAUACCGAGGCAGAAGGUGGUGGUAAAGCAACACUGCGGUGCGAGCUUACCAAACCAAACACUCCAGUAGAGUGGAGGAAAGGAGAUAUUAUUCUCUACCCUGGUUUGAAAUAUGAGAUGAAGCAGCAGGGUUCUGCUGCUGAAUUGGUCAUUCAUGACUUAAAACUGGAUGAUUCAGGAAAGUACACCUGCAACUCUGGACAUCAGCAGACAACGGCUGUAGUAACUGUACAUGAUAGGUGGAAACUGCCUGUCGUAUUUAAACAACCCCUACAAAAUAAAGAAUCAGAGGAAGGAAGCACAACUACAUUCUGCUGUGAGCUGUCAAAACCCAAUGCUGCAGUGGAAUGGAGGAAAGGAGGAGUAGGGCUGCAGCCCAGCCAGAAAUAUGAAAUGAGGCAGAGGGAAUGCCUAGUAGAGCUCUUAAUACAUAAUCUCAAAUUAGAAGAUACAGGAGAAUACAGCUGUGGUACUGGGGACCAGGAAACCAAGGCAUCUUUAAAUGUGAAAGCUCUGCCAGUUCUUUUCAAAAAGGAGCUGAAAGACAAGGAGGCAGAAGAAGGAGCUGUGGUGAAAUUCCAGUGUGAGCUGACAAAGGAUAAUGCAACAGUGGAGUGGAGGAAAGGCACCAUGGAGAUCUUCCCAUGCGCCAAAUAUGAUAUUAAAUUAAGUGGUCGCACAGCUGAACUUGUGAUUCAUAAUGUAGAACCAGAAGAUGCCUCUGAUUACACAUGUGAUACAGGAGACCAACAGAGCUCAGCGGUCCUCAGAGUGAAUGCCAUCAAACCCCAUCUAAAGCAGCAGCUGAAGAAUGAAGAAGGGGAAGUGGGAGGAACGGCCAGGCUGCGCUGUGAGAUUUCCAUUAGCAAAGCAGCAGUGGAGUGGAGGAAAGAUGGAGUCCUUCUUCACUCAAGCUCCAAGUAUGAAAUGUGGCAGGACGGCACCCUCCAUGAGCUGCGUGUUCAUCGCCUGGAGCCUGGUGAUGCUGGAGAGUAUUCUUGCAAGGCUGGAGAUGAGACGAGCUCUGCAAAACUGACUGUGAAAGAACCUGAUGUGACCAUCGUGAGUGGCCUAAAGGACAUGGUGGUGUUUGAGGGGGAUGAUGUAACGUUUCGGUGCCAAGUUUCUCACGAGAACGCAAGGGAUGUUGAAUGGAAGCUACAGGAUGUUGCUCUGCAAAAUAAUGAAAUGAAUGAGAUCUCAGUGGAAAAAGGAAUGAGUCACACUCUGACAUUAAGAAAGGUGACUGAGCAGGACAUCGGCACUGUGACUUUCCGAGUGGGACCCCACAUGUCAACAGCAGAGCUCAUGGUAAAAGUGCCACCUCCAGUCUUUAAGCAGAAAUUGCAGAGCAUAGAACUGCAGGAAGAAGAAACAGCCAUUCUGUGCUGCGAGGUCUCCCAGGCUAAAGCUGUGGUGAUGUGGAAGAAGGACACUCAGGUGAUUUCCUCAAGCUCCAAGUAUGAAAUCAGGCAGGAAGGAACAAUUCAUACUUUAAAGAUUUAUCACUUAAACCCAGAAGACUCUGGCAAAUAUACCUGUGAUAAUGGAAACGAACAAACAACAGCCACUUUAACUGUUAAAGCUUUGCCAGUAACCUUCACACAACCACUCCAGAACCAGCAAGCUGAAGCAGGUGGCACCAUUACUUUGAGCUGUGAAAUCUCAAAAUCAAAUGCCACUGUGCAGUGGAAGAAGGCCGGGACAGUGCUGCGACCAAGCAACAAAUACAAGAUGCAUCAAGCUGGAUCUAUGGCUGAGCUGACAAUUCACAACCUGAGUGAAGCUGAUGCUGGGGAGUACAUGUGCGACACAGGGGACCAGCAGACCACUGCAUCUGUGCUCGUGAAAGAACCAGCAGCAACCAUAGUGGAGGUGCUGAAGGAUGUCACUUUGCGUGAAGGAGAAGAUGCAGUGUUUGAAUGCAGGCUGUCCCGGGAAACAACUCAGGAGACCCAGUGGUUCCUGGGGGAUGUUCCCCUGCAAUCCAAUGAAAUGAAUGAGAUCAGAGUCCAAGGGACGCGUCACACUUUGAUCCUGAGGAAGGUGACACUAGAAGACUGUGGGCCCAUCAGUUUCAAAGUGGGGCAGCAUACCUCAGCGGCACAGCUAACAGUUCAAGUAGCUCCGGUCACCUUUGUAAAGGCACUCCGCAGCUUGGAGCUACAGGAGGGUGGCACGGCUCACUUGUCCUGCGAAGUGUCCAAGCCUGAUGUCCCAGUGGAGUGGAAGAAAGGCACAUCGGUGAUCCGCUCCAGCCAGAAGUGUAGCAUCAAGCAGGAGGGGAAUGUGCACGUGCUGGUCAUUCACGAUUUGAACCAUGCGGACUCAGGGGAGUAUAGCUGCCACACAGCUGAUGGGAAGACCACUGCCAGGCUAGAGGUUAAAGCCCUGCCUGUGCUUUUCAAAUGCUGGCUGAAAAAUGAGGAGGUGGAGGAAGGGGGCACAGUCAUGCUACACUGUGAGCUGACGAAACCCAACGCACCUGUGGAAUGGAGGAAGGGAGAUAGGGUGCUGCAGUCAAGUGACAAGUAUGAGAUCCGGCAAGAAGGAACACGUGUUGAGCUCUUCAUCUAUGAUGCUGAGGUUCAGGAUGCUGGCGAUUAUACAUGCGACUCGGGGGAUCAGCAGACCACUGCAUCAUUGCAAGUCAAAGUACUACCUGUGCUGUUUAACGAAGAGCUGAAAAACGUAGAGUCUGAAGAAGGCGGAACAGCUGUCUUGCGCUGUGAGAUCUCCAAGCCUGAUGCCCCUGUUGAGUGGAGAAAAGGAGGGGUGGUCAUUCAGCCCUGUGACAAGUACGAGAUGAAGCUGAAAGGCAGAAUUGCUGAGCUGGUCAUCCAUGGUAUAGAGCCUGAUGAUUGUGGGGAUUAUACCUGUAGCACUGGUUACGAGAUCACUACAGCUUCUGUGUAUGUGCAAGAUCCAACCAUUGAAGUGGUCAGUCCCAUGCAGGAUAUAACUGUUGAUGAAGAUGGCACAGCAGAGUUCGUAUGCCAAUAUUCUAGGCCAGUACACGCCAUAUGGAAGAAAAAUGAUCAGGAAAUACAUGCAGAUGGGCAGCGAGUGAUUAUCGAUCAGGACUGGAAUGUAAGCAUGCUAAAAAUUGAACCUACGGUACCAGAAGACACUGGCAUCUAUUCUUGUGAAGCUGAAGGCAUUAAAGUGAUGGCUACACUUGAUGUUCAAGCCAAGAACAGCAUUGUCCAGGGCUUGGAGAAUGUGGAAACUGUGGAAGGAGGGGAAGCCCUGUUUGAAUGUUAUCUUUCCAAGCCUGAGUGCUACAAUUACAACUGGUUGAUUGAUGAUGAACCUGCCAAAACUACAGAAAACACUGAAAUGGUUUACUUUGAAAAUGGGCUCAGGCAUCUCCUGCUGCUGAAGAACCUAACUCCCCGGGACAGCUGCAGGGUGACUUUUAUGUGCAGCGAUGCAGUGACCUCAGCCUUCCUGACAGUGAAAGAAUGGCGCCUACAGAUCUUGCAGCCUCUCACAGACGUAGAAGUCCCUCUGGGGGAGAAAGCUACAUUUAGUUGCGUUCUAAGUGAAGCUGUGCCAAUUACUGAAGUUGCCUGGUAUUGUAAUGAUGUAGAGAUCCAGUCAGAUGAGGACUGGGAGGUACAAGCAGAUGGAAACAAAUACAAACUUAUCCUGAAAAAUGCCCAACCUCAUCAUACUGGAGAGGUGACUUUUGCUUCAAGGGAAGCAAUUGCAUCAGCCAAGUUAUCUGUGAUAGCCCACCCCGAUCCACCUGAAGAACCAGAAGUUUUAAGUAAGAACAGCCACUCUGUAACUCUGUCUUGGUACAAGCCGUUGAACGAUGGCGGUUGUGACAUCCUAGGCUACAAUGUGGAGAAGAAAAUCCCAGGUAUUGGCUGGCAGUCAUGCAGCAAGGGCAUUAUUCAGAACACGGAGUUUAUGGUGGACAAUCUCACACCAGGUGAACCCUACAGAUUCCGCGUCUCGGCUAUAAACAAAGUUGGGGCCAGUGAGCCGGUGCACUUCCCUCAGAUGGUGCAGCUAGAGCCUCCAGUUACAGUCACCCAUCCUUUAGUGGGAGGAUCAGUCUCAGAAGGAGAGGUGGCUCGCUUGGAGUGCAAAUUAUCAAGUGAAACUGAAAAGAAAGUUACAUGGUUCAAAGGAAAAGAACAAAUACAAGCUGGAGGGAGAUAUGAGAUCCUCUCCGAUGGAAAAAAGCAGAUACUCAUUAUUCAUGCAUUUAAACCUGAAGAUCAGGACACGUAUACCUGCAUGGUUUCUCCAGAAGUCAAAUCUGUUGCCAGCUUGUGUCUUGAUGUUCCCACAGUGUCAAUGCUUAAAGAGAUUGCCGGGGAAGCACCCCCUAUAAGUCAACCAGAAGAGCUGGUGGAUGGCCAUGUCCAGCCCAGCUUGCCCCCUGAGGCUGCUCAGGAGGGAGAUCUUCACCUUCUGUGGGAAGCCCUGGCCAAGAAACGCCGGAUGAGCCGGGAGCCCACCCUGGAUUCCAUCAGCGAGGUGCCUGAAGAGGAUGAGAAGCUUCAGAAGUUGAGGAAGGAGGAGGCGGAGAUGUCUCACUAUUACUCAGAGGAGUACUCCACAUGUGAUGAGCUGGCUAGGACAGGAGAAGCAGAUUUCUCUUUCACAAGCUCAGAUGAUGAGUCUAGAGCUGGGACUCCUUCACUAGUAAACUACCUCAAGAAGGCUGGAAAAACGAGUAUCAGUGUUACUAGCAAGGUUCAGUCCAUCUCCACAGGCAAAUUAUGGAAACAGUGGGAAGAAUCCAGUGUGGAGACUGUUCUGGCUGCCCCAGCUGCUAAGCCAUCUGAACCAGAAAUGCCAGAUUUAGAUGACCCUUCCAUGAACAAGGCCGCUGUGAAGAUCCAAGCUGCUUUCAAAGGCUACAAAGUCAGGAAAGAGAUCAAGCAACAAGAGUGCCCAGUGUUUACUGAGACCUUCAAAGAUUUCUCUGGUGAGCCUGGAAGCACUCUCCACCUGGAGUGUGUGGCCCACAGCAAAAGUGACAUGAAAGUCCGUUGGCUGAAAGAUGGGGAAGAGCUUUCAGAUGGUCGCUACUAUCACAUAGACAAUUACACUGAUGGGACCUGCUCUUUGAUUAUCACUGGCCUGGACAGGAAAGAUGCAGGUAAAUACACCUGUGAGGCAUCCAAUAAAUUUGGCAAGGUUUCACACAGUGCUAAGGUGGUUAUUGGCACUCAGGAACCUCACAUUCUUCAUAAGGAGGAGCAGAUUAAACAAAGCACUGACAGUGAGACAGAGAGCUCGUCUGGCAGCGAGCUGGAUGAUGCUUUCCGUAAAGCAGCAAGGAGACUUAAUAGACUCUUCAGGGCCAAGAUCUCAACCGAAAUAUCUGAUGUGGAGGAAGAGCUCUUUGUCAGUGCAGAUGAAGGUGACAUAGAUGUGGUUGACCAUCAGACGUAUCGUGAGGAUGACCAGUACAUCUACAUCAAGUUUGAAAUAUUAUCUGAGGCAAAAACUGCUGCCACUCGAUUCAGAGAGAUGUUUGGUGCUCUGGGAAUUCCUGUGGAGAUUGACAUUUUGGAACAAAGCCCUAAAAAAGUUGAAUUGCGUAUUGGGAAAGCCACACCACCCACCCAUGGGAAGUUUGCACCACCACUAGCGAGACCUCCACCACCUUUGCUGACUUCUGAUACAGCUCCUGUGUUCCUGACUGAGCUCCAAAACCAAGAGGUACAAGAUGGAUAUCCAGUCAGCUUUGACUGCAUCGUUGUUGGCAAACCGCUUCCCACGGUUCGCUGGUUCAAGGAUGGGAAAGCUAUUGAAGAAAAUGAUCAUUACAUGAUCAAUGAGGACCAGGAGGGGUGCCAUCAGCUGAUCAUCACAGCCGUAGUCCCCACUGACAUGGGUGUUUACCGUUGCCUUGCUGAAAACAAUAUGGGAGUUGCUUCAACCAAGGCUGAGCUUCGAGUGGACUUAACCAGCACUGACUAUGAGACAGCAGCAGAUGCAACAGAGACAUCUUCUUACUACAGUGCCAAAGAAUACAUUUCAAGCCGAGAACAGGAGGAAUCUACCACUGAGGAGGAGCAAUUGCCUCAGAUCUUUGAUGAGCUUCAUGAUAUUCAUGUGGCACCUGGAGCAUCACUGGCUAAAUUUCACCUGAAGGUGAAAGGGUACCCACAGCCACGUCUCUAUUGGUUCAAAAACGGACAGCCAUUAAAGGCCUCAGAUCGCAUUCUGAAGACUGAUAAACAGGAAUUCCACUCACUGGAAAUUCGCGAUGUCACUAAGGCAGAUGCUGGCCACUACUCAACAUUCGUCAUCAACUCUGCUGGUUCUGCAUAUUCAUCAGCAAGGCUGGUAGUCAAAGAUCCUGAUGAGAAAGAAGAGCCAUCAGAAACAGAUUCCCGUGAGCAGCUGAUACCACCAAAGUUCUUAGAAAGAUUUACUAAUAAAAAGGUGAAAAAAGGUGCAAGCAUCACAUUAUCUGUAAAAGUUGAAGGAUAUCCACCACCAACUAUUACUUGGCUGAAAGAAGAGUCUCGGGAAGACAUCCUGUGGAUCAAACCAGAAACUCCUGGGUAUAAACUUGCCAGUUCAAAUAUGCAUCACAGUCUAAUCCUGUUGGAUGUCAAAAGGAAGUACAGUGGAGCUUAUACGUGCAUUGCUACCAACAAGGCUGGCCAGUCCAUCUGCACCGCCACUGUGGAAGUUUCAGAUGUGAAAGAGGCUGAAGUUCUGACCCAGGAGCGUGUUAUGGUGUCAGAAGCCAUCAUGACCACACUGGGGUAAGUGCACCAUGGAGAUGGAGACUUUGAAGCUGGUAGAGAAGGCGUACCCAAAAGUCCUAUUUCGUUAGCUGAUGUUGGCUCAGAAGAGUUCUUUCAGAAACUCACUUCACAUAUCUCAGAAAUGGUAUCUGCAAAACUAAAUCAGGCUACACUUCGAGUGCCAGGUGCAGAAAGUGAUGAUGAGUCAAAAACACCCUCUGCAUCGCCUCGCCAUGGACGAUCCAGACCUUCAUCCAUUGUUCAGGAGUCCUCCUCUGAAUCUGAAGAUGGGGAUUCCAGAGGAGAGAUCUUUGACGUCUACAUGGUCACAGCUGACUAUUCGCCUGCUGCACCUGACAAGGAGGCCAUCACUUUGAAGGAAGGCCAAUAUGUAGAAGUCCUCGAUUCAGCUCAUCCUCUGAAAUGGCUGGUCAGGACCAAACCCACAAAAUCUAGCCCCUCUAGACAGGGUUGGGUAUCUCCAGCUUACCUGGACAAGAAAUUAAAGUUGUCACCAGAGUGGGGAACAACAGAAGUUCCCGAGUUCCCUGGAGAAUUUGUUUCUGAAGAUGAAUAUAAAAGGAAGCUAAGUGUUCUUAUUCAAGAGCUGUUGAUCUCAGAAGAGGAUUACAUUCAAGAUCUACAGUUCCUCCUGACUCACCACCUUAAGUACACUGAGACCUGUUCCAAUGUCCCAGGAGCUGUUGCCAGUCAGAAAUCCACCAUCUUCAGAAAUAUUGAUGACAUUGCUCACUUCCAUUCCAGGGUCUUUCUCCGAGGCUUGCAGAAAUGUGACACUGAUGAUGAUGUGGCCAUGUGCUUUAUCAAGCAUGAAGCAGAGUUUAAUAAGUACAUCCAGUACCUGGUGGGGAGGGUACAGGCUGAGUCAAUUGUUGUCAGCAAAGCUGUCCAGGAUUUCUAUAAGAGAUACACAGAUGAAAUUUUAACUAAUGAAGAUCCUUCACAGCCACUUAUCCCACCACUGCAGCACUACCUGGAAAAACCCAUAACCAGGAUCCAGCAGUAUCAGACUAUAAUCAAGGAAUUAAUCAGAAACAAAGCAAGAAACAGCCAAAACUGCACUUUGCUGGAGCAGGCUUAUGCCAUUGUGUCUGCACUCACCCGAAGAGCAGAAAACAACCUCCAUGUCUCACUCAUUGAGAAUUAUCCGGGCACCCUGGAAAGCCUUGGUGAACCCAUUCGACAGGGCCACUUUGUUGUGUGGGAAGGAGCUCCAGGAGCUAGAAUGGCCUGGAAAGGACACAAAAGACAUGUCUUCCUCUUCAAAAACUACAUUGUGAUCUGCAAACCAAAGCGGGACACAAGGACAGACACCUACAGUUAUAUCUUCAAGAACAUCAUGAAGCUGAACAACAUAGAUGUGAAUGACCUUGUGGAAGGGGAUGACCGGGCAUUUGAGAUCUGGCAUGAACGGGAAGACUUGGUCCGCAAGUACCUUCUUCAGGCACGUACAGUGAAUAUCAAGAACUCCUGGGUGAAGGAGAUCUGUGGCAUACAGCAGCGGAUCAGUGAGCCUCUCUGGAUACCUCCAGACUUCGAGGAAGAGCUGGCAGACUGUACAGCUGAGCUGGGAGAGACAGUCAAGUUGGCCUGCAAAGUUACAGGAGCUCCCAAGCCAUCUGUCAGCUGGUACAAAGAUGGAAAGCCUGUGGAGGUGGAUCCCCAUCACAUUAUAAUAGAAGAUCCUGACGGCUCCUGCACAUUGAUUUUGGACAACCUAACAGGCAUUGACUCAGGACAGUAUAUGUGCUUUGCUUCCAGUCCUGCUGGAAAUGCCAGUACCUUAGGAAAGAUCCUUGUUCAAGUGCCACCACGGUUUGUGAACAAGGUUAGAAAUGCUUAUUUGAUUGAGGGUGAAGAUGCUCAGUUUACCUGUAUGAUUGAAGGAGCACCUAGGCCUCAAAUCAGGUGGUACAAAGAUGGUGUAUUGUUGAAGGACACAAGUAAAUACCAGACUUUCAGUGAACCACGGAGCGGCAUGGUAGUCCUGGUGGUCAAGAACCCUUCCAAUGAAGACAUGGGACAUUAUGAAUGCGAGCUGGUGAACAGAUUAGGGUCUGCAAAAAGUGGGGCAGAACUUUACCAUCACAGUGCUGCAGCCCUGACCCAGGAGAGGAGAGGAGACCAAGCCAUUACUAUAGAAGGAAUGACUUCCCCACAGUCAGAGAUGGAGACUUCUGUCCAGGCCUCGCUUCAGCGUGCUGAUAAGGAGAUCAAGAAAGCUCUAAAGAAACUCGUGGACACGGCAUCAAUGCUGGUGACUCUUCCUCUGGGCAUGCAAGAAGGAACUGAAACAGCAGCUGGGCCCUCGGUAGUAGUUCAUGAAGCCAGUACCCAAACCCAGACUGCUGGAGGGCAUGAAAAAGCACAAAGGCAGAUUCUAGCUGAAGAACCAGGUGUGCCAAAGCCCAGUCCCAGUCCUUCCCAUGAAGAGACAGCUGCUGGAGAGGAAAGCACUCAGGAGCGUACUGUUCCUAUUACCAGAACAUCACCGGAGACAGAAGACUGGUACAGAAGAGAAGGAGAUGUGGUCUGGGAUGUACACAGUGAAGUUUAUAUUGAGACCACGGAAAGAACUUGCGUGUAUAAGACUGAGGAGAAGACCCCAACAAGUCCUCCCUAUAUGCAAGUGACAAUAGAGGAUGUGCAGGUGAAUUCUGGUGAGUGUGCCAAAUUUCAGGCAGUCAUUGAAGGAACCCCUCAGCCCACCGUUUUGUGGUUUAAGGGCACUUCACUGCUGACAGACAGCAACAAGCUCCACCAGGGGAAUGAAGGAACAACAUAUUUCUUAGUCGUGGAUAAUGCUGUCUUGGAAGAUGGUGGUGUUUAUACCUGUGUUGCCAAAAAUGCAGGAGGGGAGGUUUUGUGCAAAGCAGAGCUUAUUGUACGCGAAGCUAAGAAAGACCAAGCAGCGAAGAAAGUGGCCACCAGGAGAAAGCUCCAUUCCCUUUAUGAGGUUAAACAGGAGAUUGGAAGGGGCUGCUUUAGCUUUGUGAAACGAGUUGUGCACAAAGGGAACAGAGUGUCUUGUGCUGCCAAAUUCAUACCUCUGCGAAGCAAAACGAAGGCUCGAGCACAUCAGGAGAGAGAUAUUCUUGCUUCUCUGUCCCAUGACAGAAUUACCAGGCUCCUGGAUCAGUUUGAAACACAGAAAACACUGAUUUUGAUUCUGGAGUUAUGCUCCAGCGAAGAGCUCCUUGAUCGUUUAUUCAAGAAGAGUGUUGUCACUGAAGCAGAGGUUAAAUUGUAUAUCAAGCAAAUUUUGGAAGGAAUCAAAUAUCUUCAUGACAACAACAUCCUUCAUUUGGACAUUAAGCCACUGAAUAUCCUCAUGGUUUAUCCUGAAAGGGAAGACCUUAAGCUCUGUGACUUCGGAUUUGCUCAGAAGGUCACGCCCUUUGAGCCCCAGUUCAGCAAAUACGGGUCCCCAGAGUUUGUUGCUCCAGAAAUUGUUACUCAAUCUCCAGUGUCCAAAGCAACUGAUAUCUGGGCUGUUGGAGUUAUCACAUAUUUAAGCCUAACUUGCAAGUCUCCAUUUGCUGGGGAGAACGACAGAGCAACCCUUCUAAAUAUCCAGAACGGGGAAAUUUCAUGGACCAUUCCUGAUUUUGUUCACUUGACUGAAGAUGCAAAGGACUUUAUGAAAGGGAUCCUACAGCAGCACCCCAAAGCCCGGCCUAGUGCCUUGGACUGUCUUUCACACAAGUGGUUCAUGCAUAAUCUCCCCCUCGAAGCAGCUCAUUUCAUUAAUACAAAGCAGCUCAAGUUCAUUGUGGCUCGGAGCAAGUGGCAGCGGUCUCUGAUGUGCUAUAAGUCCAUACUGGUAAUGCGGUCUAUCCCAGAAAUCCUAGAAAGGACUCAUGAGAACACCUCCCUGGCCAUCUCCCGACAUCUUAUUGAAGAAAGCACUUCAUCCAGUACCAGCGGCUCCUCUUCAGACAACGAAAAUUCCAAUUUCCCCAAGAAGAGGCACUUUGGCUCUACACCCGAACUCCACUUGUCCAUACUUGAUUCACCAAGCCACCAGGAGCCUCCAAAACACGCAAGUGAAGAGAAGCACUCCAAGAUCUCAGUCCCUCCAGUAAAACCCAUAAGGAGGAAGUAUGCUUCAAUGAAAUCUGAGGUGGGGGAAAAAUCACCUACAGAAAGCAAAGAGCUCAUGGCAAGUAUCUUAAAGGAGAAAGAGGAGGGGCUCCAUCCUGGACUUCAAGAUGAAAGAGCCGAGCAGUCCCAAAGAAGUGGUGCUACUGAGCCUUCAUCAGAGAGGACUUCCACAGAAAGCACUUUGCCUCUGUGUCAGAAAGAAAAAACAGAUGUAUUUUUACCUGACAAGGACAGAGUUGAAAAAGCUGAGGAUGGGACAGAAAAGCCACCUGUCUGUGUUCCUAGACAGAGUGUCAUUAAAAGCACUUUCUACAGCCAAGCAGCUGAGCUACCUGCAAGGGGGCCUUCCUCACCAGGCAGGGAGUUCAGGAGGCACCUGGACAGAGCCAGAAGGACUUUCCAGAAGGCUGGAUAUUCAAAGGUGCCCCUCAGUGGUCUCCGUGAACCCCUUCUAGAGCAGUUCGAACUGGAAGAAGAAGAAGAAGGAAAGUCUGAUUAUGGAGGUGAUCACAGGGAAAAUCUGCUUGGUUCCUUGACCAAAUCAGCUUCAUUUGAUACUGCAAGGAAACCACCGCAUCCUGCCAUUGCUGGUGCUAGCCGAAGCCGUUCCCUGGAUGACUACAGGCUGAGAGCCUCAAGAUCAGUGAGGGAAGAAGAUAUUUUGGAAGAAGACUGUGAUGUAUUGUCACAGGAAAGUUGCCCUGCAGGCAGUGGCCACUGCCACAUUUCUGCAGGGCCUGGCAAGGGAUAUUCUGUAGACACUUCAAAGCAAGAGGACUUAAAGAGAGUGAGCAAGGAUUGUUCAGAAGAGAAGCCCCCCCCUUCCACACAGUGUGAGGGUAAUGGGUGUCCAACAGGUUUUGUGCAACAGCUAGAGAGAUUUCCAGUGUCACCUCAUAGGAGUGAGAAUAGGAAACCUUUACUGAAGAAGUCAAAAGCUACUUAUAUUGAGGCAGAAAUUGAUGAUUUGGAAGGCAAAAGCCCCAUUCUAACUGCCCAGCGCUCAGAUGUAGCUGCAUCAUCAGCUCAAAAACAUGAAAGCAUGGAGAGUGAACAUCAGGUGUCCAAGCAGCACCAGGCCUUGUAUCGCAGUGGCAAGGUUUCUGAUGAUCUGGAAGGUGAGCCUCCAGGAGUCUUAACUGCUUCUCAAACACAAGUUGCUCCAGCUUCAGUCUGUGAGCUAGAAUAUAAGGAAUACCCAAAGGUUCACGGUGAGGGUAGAAGUGUCGCCUUAGAAGGUGGAAGCUGUGACACUGGAAAGACUGUCUCACCAUCGCUCCACAGGGAUCAAAGUCAGGAGCUCUCACAUCACAGAUCGUCUUUUUACAGUGAUGAGGAGUCUGCUGCUCUGGAGGGCUUAGUGGAUGAGAUGAUUUCCCUCUCUGAAGAGAUGAACGUUUGGGCAGAUUCAGUUUCUGGCGAGGAGGAAAACAGAAAGCACAUCUCUCCUCCCACAGAAAUGGUCUACCAAGGUAGUCAAAGCCAAGCACCCACAGAAACUUCCUUCCCUUCUGUACAAGGGAGUAAAAGAGGAGAAGUAUCUGAGCUGUACCUUGCAGAACCCUAUCCUGUCAUGGGUGAGGAGUCAGUGGCACUGGAAGGGCAGGGAGCACAGAUGGUUCCUCAUGAAUGUGAGCAUCUGGAGGACUUGGCAUUUGAGAGCGCCACUUCUAGCCAAGCAAGUGUUUCCUCAACGGAUAGCUUGGACACUGGAAAAAGACACAGUCAAGUGUCAGUGAUCCAGGACACUGUUAAACAUCCAGAAGUUUCUUUAGUGAAAAUCAAAGACCUGUCAGACGAAACACCCAGCCUUGGCAGUGGAACUCCGAAAUUUGACAUAUCAGAGGUAGAGCCUGCCUAUUUGAAUUUCUCUGACUUGUAUGACAUUGUCUAUUUUCCAUUUGAAUUUAUGAACUAUAGGAAGGCUCCACCCAAACCAACUGGUAGACGGUUUAUACCUUUUGGUGAAAGGGCAAGGUCCCCUCCUGCAGGACAUUUGCAUAAGGAUAAAAGACUGUGCAUCAGAGAACAGGCAGAGGACAAGAACAGGAAGAACCAUUUGGAAAUAUGUGAGGAUUCAAAGGCAACUAACUUCUUAGCCACAGGGAAAGGGUCACAGAGUCAUAAAGAAAUGUAUGGCCCCCAAAAAGACUCAAGUGGUAAGCAGAAAAGCUCUGUCUACAGCAAGCCAGGACUCUUUAAGCCAUAUGCAAGGUCUCAUUCAGUGGAGCAGUCAGUGGAGCAGAGUCUGAAGAAGAAAGUAAAAGCUUCUGUCGCCCAUAUUUCAAGAAUCCUAAAAGGAAAGAUAUCUCCUGAACCAGAGGCAGGGGAAGAGUUUGGUGAGCUGGGAAGUGAGGCAGUAGAAAAAGAGCUGUUAACAGGGGCUGAAGGAUCCCUGAAGAGGAAAUCAGCACUCUCUUCAUUCAAGUUACCAAGCCUCAUGCCAAAGGAGAAAGCACCACUGUUCAUUGAGGAGCUCAUGGAUCAGGCUGCUGCCGUCGGACAGUGCGUGACGCUGUCGUGCCGGACUGCAGCUCACUCCCCCCUGCACAUCGACUGGUUCAGAGAUGGGACACCUGUCCAAAGCAGCAGCCGGAUCCUCAUCUCAAGUACUCUCAAAAACUUCCAGCUGUUAACUGUUCUCUCUGUUAGUGCUGAUGAUUUUGGCGUUUACACCUGUGUGGCCACAAACUCCCUAGGCUCAGCAUCCACCUCCUGCAUCAUAAGAAAAGCAGAGGUUCCUCCCAGCCCUCCACCCCCUGACAUUGUGGAGGUCUACAAGGAUGGAGUGCAGAUGGUCUGGAGACCUGUGGAAAUGAAUACCCCCGUCCAUUACAGUGUCCAGUGCAAGAGCGAAGAUGGGGAAUGGACGACUCUUGCUUCUGACAUUGCUGACUGCUGCUACAAAGCCAAAAAUCUCUCCAAGGGGUUUAUCUACUGCUUCAGGAUAGCCUGCACCAGUAAAGCAGGAAUAAGCCCUUACAGUGACCCAUCUGCCAAAGUGAAAAUCACUGGGAAGGAUCAAAUGGAGCUCCAUGCUGCAAUGCAGAGCUUCCCAUCAGCUACUAUUGAAGAUGAGAGUGAAAUAAUCGCACCAUCCGAGCCUUUCCCAACCUACCAGACCUACGCCUUCCAAACGGAGAUCAAAAGGGGGCGUUUCAGCAUCGUCCGACAAUGCAGGGAAAAAGAAAGCGGCAAGACUUUAGCUGCUAAAAUUAUCCCUUACUGGCAAGAGGACAAGCAGAAUGUGCUCCUGGAGUACCAAGUCCUGAGGAAGCUUCAUCAUACAAACAUUGCUCAGCUGAAGGGAGCCUACAUCAGCCCACGGCACUUAGUGUUGAUCCAGGAGAUGUGUGUGGGACCAGAGCUACUCCACUCUUUGGCAUUACGGACAUCAUACUCAGAAGUGGAGGUCCGAGAUUACCUGUGGCAGAUCCUCAGUGCCAUUGAGUACCUCCAUGCACACAGCAUCCUACAUUUGGAUCUCAGGUCUGAAAACAUGAUCAUCACUGAGCCCAACCUGCUGAAACUCCUGGAUUUUGGCAAUGCACAGUUCUACACACAAGACAAAGUUAUUACCAUGGACAAGUGCAUGGAUUAUGUUGAAACCAUGGCUCCAGAACUGCUGACAGAGCAAGGAGCCCUCCCACAAACUGAUAUCUGGUCCGUUGGAAUCACAGCCUUCAUCAUGCUGAGUGCCAACUACCCUGUCAGCUCCGACGCAGCCUGCGAGUUUCUGAGAAUGGCCAGGAAGGGUAAAGUGAAGCUCACGCGGUGCUAUGCGGGUCUCUCUGGGGGAGCAGUGUCCUUCCUCCAGAGCACGCUGUGUGCAAACCCCUGGGGAAGGCCAUCAGCCUCAGAGUGCCUUCAGAGCCCAUGGCUCCAGGAGACAGGCUUGGACAACAGGCAGCAAGCACUGGUGACCUUCCCCACUACCAAACUGAGGAAUUUCCUCACUGAACGGGAAAAGAAAAGGGGCCUGCUGUGCUCCAAGUAUGGCCUCAUGAUUGCACAGUGAUAGGGAUGCGGCGACAAACGUGAAUUGUCUCCCUCUCCCCUUCUGCACUUAGUCUUUGGUACCAAAUAGUCCUGCCAAGUUGCUGUGCAUUGCCUGAGCUGGGGUAACUACUCUCUGCGAAUGAGAUUUAACAUAAUUGAGCAAAUUAAUCUAUAUAUUUGCACUGCCAAAAAGUAAGAACAGAAAUACAGACUGUUAACAUGGCUCAGCUGACCAACCGUAACUUGACAGUACGUGUGUCAUGCUCCCUGGCAUAACCAGGGAAGGUUUCUGAAUGGGACUAGCCACCAGCCCCAAGCAGCUUUGCAACCCCUUCCCUGAGGUCAGAAAGACCCCAUGUGCGCAAGUGGUGGGCCCUGGCUUCUGUCUCUGGCCUCAGACGAGAUAACGCUUCCAGAUGUGGCUCAUGCCACUGCAGCAAGGUCUGAGUGACUGGUGCGUUUCUCACCUGCCUCCAAUCCAAAAGAAUUCAAUGACCAGUUAUGAAGGGAAAACAGGGAAGAGUGAAGCACUUUUGGGGAGCUAACAUUAAGACAGCAAUGUGUUUUCAGGCUUUGGAUGUAGACAUACAACUACAUAAAGCCCUGAGCAACAUGGCCUGAGCUGACAGCUUACCUUGCUUUGAGCAGAAGGUUGGUCUAGAGACCUCCUGAGCUCUCUCCCAACCUGACUUGUCCCAUG